GAGGCGGGGAGGCGGCGGCCGCACUCGCUCGCCUGCUAGCUCCCUUCCCGGCACAGCAGCGGGUCCGCAGCUGCGCUUCCUGCCCGCCCACCACUCCGCUGCGCGCCGCCCGAGCAGCCGCCCCUCGGCUGGGUCCCCGCGCGGGUCGGGAGUCUUGCGUGCCGGCGGACACCAAGCGGAGGGCGAGCCGGCGCCACACCUGUGGAGCCGGCGGGCGUCGGGGGUCCGGGCCGGGGUCCCGCCGCGUGCUUGCUCGGGGCUGCGGGCCUCCGGGGCGCCGGGGGAGGCGCGCCCCCCGGCUGGGCGACGCGGGCACUAUGGGGCUCCCCGCGCUCGAAUUCAGCGACUGCUGCCUCGACAGCCCGCACUUCCGAGAGACGCUCAAGUCGCACGAAGCCGAGCUGGACAAGACCAACAAAUUCAUCAAGGAGCUCAUCAAGGACGGGAAGUCACUCAUCAGCGCGCUUAAGAAUCUGUCUUCAGCGAAGAGGAAAUUUGCUGAUUCCUUAAAUGAAUUUAAAUUCCAGUGCAUAGGAGAUGCAGAAACAGAUGAUGAAAUGUGUAUAGCAAGGUCUUUGCAGGAAUUUGCCACGGUCCUCAGGAAUCUUGAAGAUGAACGGAUACGGAUGAUUGAGAAUGCCAGCGAGGUGCUCAUCACUCCCUUGGAGAAGUUUCGAAAAGAGCAGAUUGGGGCUGCCAAGGAAGCCAAAAAGAAGUAUGACAAGGAGACAGAAAAGUAUUGUGGCAUCUUAGAAAAACACUUGAAUUUGUCUUCUAAGAAGAAAGAAUCUCAGCUUCAGGAGGCAGACAGCCAAGUGGACUUGGUCCGGCAGCAUUUCUAUGAAGUAUCCCUGGAGUAUGUCUUCAAGGUGCAGGAAGUCCAAGAGAGAAAGAUGUUUGAGUUCGUGGAGCCCCUCCUGGCGUUCUUGCAAGGACUCUUCACUUUCUAUCACCAUGGCUAUGAACUGGCCAAGGACUUCGGUGACUUCAAGACACAGUUGACCAUUAGUAUACAGAACACAAGAAAUCGCUUCGAAGGCACGAGGUCGGAAGUGGAAUCACUGAUGAAAAAGAUGAAGGAGAAUCCCCUUGAGCACAAGACCAUCAGUCCCUACUCCAUGGAAGGGUACCUGUACGUUCAGGAGAAACGUCACUUUGGAACUUCUUGGGUGAAGCACUACUGUACAUAUCAACGGGAUUCCAAACAAAUCACCAUGGUACCAUUUGACCAAAAGUCAGGAGGAAAGGGGGGAGAAGAUGAAUCCGUCACCCUGAAAUCCUGCACACGGCGGAAAACAGACUCGAUUGAGAAGAGGUUUUGCUUUGACGUAGAAGCAGUAGACAGGCCUGGGGUCAUCACCAUGCAGGCGUUGUCGGAAGAGGACCGGAGGCUCUGGAUGGAGGCCAUGGAUGGCCGGGAACCUGUCUACAACUCCAACAAAGACAGUCAGAGCGAAGGGACUGCACAGUUGGACAGCAUUGGGUUCAGCAUCAUCAGGAAAUGCAUCCACGCUGUGGAAACCAGAGGGAUCAAUGAACAAGGCCUCUACCGAAUCGUGGGGGUCAAUUCCAGAGUCCAGAAGCUUCUGAGUGUCCUGAUGGAUCCCAAAACUGCUUCUGAAACAGAGACCGAUAUCUGUGCAGAAUGGGAGAUAAAGACGAUCACUAGUGCUUUGAAGACCUACCUAAGAAUGCUUCCAGGACCACUCAUGAUGUACCAGUUUCAAAGAAGUUUCAUCAAAGCGGCAAAGCUGGAGAACCAGGAGUCUCGAGUCUCUGAAAUCCAUAGCCUCGUUCAUCGGCUCCCAGAGAAAAAUAGGCAGAUGUUACAGCUGCUCAUGAACCACUUGGCAAAUGUUGCUAACAACCACAAACAGAAUUUGAUGACCGUGGCAAACCUCGGUGUGGUGUUUGGACCCACCCUCCUGCGUCCUCAGGAAGAAACGGUGGCAGCCAUCAUGGAUAUCAAGUUUCAGAACAUUGUCAUUGAGAUCCUCAUAGAGAAUCAUGAAAAGAUAUUUAACACCGUGCCUGAUACGCCUCUCACCAAUGCCCAGCUGCACCUGUCCCGGAAGAAGAGCAGUGACUCCAAGCCCCCUUCCUGCAGCGAGAGACCCCUGACGCUCUUCCAUGCCAUGCAGUCAGCAGAAAAACAGGAACAAAGAAACAGCAUCAUCAACUCCAGUCUGGAAUCUGUUGUCUCAUCAAAUGCCAACAGCAUCCUUAAUUCCAGCAGCAGCUUACAGCCCAACAUGAACUCCAGUGACCUGGAACACGAUAUGCUCAAACCCACCCGGCCCAACUCACUCCCCCCGAAUCCAAGCCCAACUUCACCCCUCUCGCCAUCUUGGCCCAUGUUCUCGGCGCCAUCCAGCCCUAUGCCCACCUCAUCCACGUCCAGCGACUCAUCCCCCAUCAGGUCUGUUGCAGGGUUUGUUUGGUUUUCUGUUGCUGCCGUUGUUCUCUCAUUGGCUUGGUCCUCUCUUCAUGCAGUGUUCAGCCUCCUCGUCAACUUUGUUCCCCGCCAUCCAAACCUGCACUUGCUUUUUGACAGGCCAGAAGAAGCGGUUUGCGAAGACUCCAGCACACCGUUCCGGAAGGCAAAAGCCUUAUAUGCCUGCAAAGCUGAACAUGACUCAGAACUCUCGUUCACAGCAGGCACCGUCUUUGACAAUGUUCAUCCGUCUCAGGAGCCUGGCUGGUUGGAAGGGACUCUGAACGGAAAGACUGGCCUCAUCCCUGAGAACUACGUGGAGUUCCUCUAACCGUGGGCCCCAGCAGACCUGCUGAGCUUUCCAUGGUAUCCAUGACAACCGCUGAUCCCAGUGCUGUAGGCCGUUUCUCUUUGCCACUGAGAAAUGCAGGGUGACUGACUCGGUUACUAUCUGUCAACGCAAAUGUUUCUGUGAACUCUGGAGUCACCCAUCCCCAUGACCAUGGCCGCUGGCAUGCGGUGAUACUGCGAAGAACAGAAGGCAAUCAGCCGUGGAGACCAUUUGCUUUUGAUAACCACAAGAGUGGCUGGCAAAACCGUUCCUUUCCUUUAGCGCCCUUCGUAGGGAGCAUUUAUUUUGUUUCAGCAGUCAUCCAAACCCCCAACCUUCGGAGACAGGAAGUAAGAAAGAUGUAAGUUGUCCUCAAGAGCAUGCAGUGUAGCUUCAGUCUGACAGGCCUGGGCAUUGGCUCUGAGACUUGUUGCUUCUGUUUACAGUAGACACUCUCUUACCCCACCUCCAGAUACUUGAGACCCACAGUGCUACAGGCAGCUGGGUCUGUCUGUGCGAAUGCACGAGGGACAGGGGUUACGGCACUGUUUACACAAGAUGCAAUCUCUCACCAUCUCCAGGCAGCCUCAGCCAAGCCUCAGCAGAAUGCAGCUCAGUCCUCUCGUGCAAGGGAACACACACACCCCACGUUCCCCCUCCCAGGCUAGGAACUUCGCUGCCACCGAGGGCUGCCAUCACCUCGUAACCACAGCAACCCAACCUACUCUGAAACCAAACCAAAAAAAAUAACACUUUUUGCAUGACGUUUUUUUUUUCUCCCUGCUUUCUGGUCAUUGUCUGAGUGGUUUUCCAACAACCUGAAGCAGAAGGUCAAGGAAUGAGUGGUCUGCUUGGGGCAGACAGAAUGGCAGCUGGAAACUGUUCCCUUUCUGAUGAAUUUCAGCAGCAUCAGGAUAUAUUUGGAGCAAACUCUAGUAACCUCUUGAGAUUAAAUUACAUAAAGGCUUAAUAUUUCUGUUCUUCCAUGCUUUCCAGGGGGCAAUGUGCUGCUUCCCCAUAGGUAACGUCCUCCCUUUAACUCAUUCCUUCCAUGGUGUCCUGGUCCCAUGGCCCUUCCCAUGCCCUUGCCUGCCUGGAGCCCCUCGUUGACAUGGCAGUGCUCUGGGCUGCUGAGCCCUGGUGCCCUGGUGGCUUUCAGGGGUGAUUCUGGAGCUAACUCUAUGGCCUGUGAGUUUAAAGGACAUACGUGUUCACUGCCACUCAGAAAAAGGGAAUUGCUUCUCAGACUUUAGAGGCACAAGAUUCAUAGCGCAAGCCAUCAUAAUUCAGGAGGUCACCACAGAGUUGAGGCACGGAAGGCAGAUUGGGUACCUUCUGAGAAAGAGAAUUUCCUGGUCCAGAAGGGGCUGGCUCUUCUGGAAGACUACCUGGGGAGAGAAAGUUGGACCUGGACAUGUCACAUUCACUUGACCUUCAAAGAACAGAGUUCCCAGUAUCUUCCACAUUCGAAUGUCCUCGCAGAGGUGACUCUGGGCACACGACCUCCAAACUGAUGGACCACCACACUCCCCAGGAGCCCCUCGGGAUGGCAGCAUUGCUCCAGAGUGUUUGCCACUUCUGGAAUUCCUCUUUAGAGAAGUUAAAGAAGAAGAGAAAAACUUGAAUUGUGUUGAAUUACUGUAUCUUUUACUUUAAAAAAAAAAAGACUUGUAAAUAGAGUGAUUUGAAAUAUUAUAUGGCAAAGUUUUAUAUUUGAUAUUCUUGAAGCUAGUUACUCCACACGUUUAAGCUCUGAUUAUUGAACAGGUGUGUGUAUGAGGGAGAAAGAGGAGGUGAGGUUGAAAAGAGGCAAGGUCCUCGCCCCCUCUGGCCUUGAGAAAGGAGAAAACAUUUCUGCACGCUCUCUGCUGGCUCUGGUUGGUGGGCAUGAUGUACUGUGGGUAUUUAGUCUUCUUUAUGCAGAUGUGUUUUUGAGCUUUUCUUUGAAUUUUGAGAAAGAAAGAGCAUUUUCAGGCAAUGAAUGUUUCAAAGAACUCUUGCUCAGUAGUAAGAAGCAGCUCAGGAUUCACAUAGGUGGGGCUCCGAGUUAGAUUUUGUUUUUCUGUGUUUCUUCUCAGGUGUAUUUCUUGGUACUCCAAGAUGUCAGGACAGAUGGUAAUGAGAUAGUUGUGUGCUCCUUAUAUCUGACUCCUCCACACAUCUUCCAGGGCUGUAUACAUGAGGCUGAGCUAUUUUGUAAAUGUUGUGUGUGUGUCUAAGUCCUAGGAAAAACUGGCUUCUUAGGAUCUUGGGUCCUCAGUACACUGCUGCUUUCCCUUCCCCUAAAUACUUCCCUUCCUGUUCAUCUCAAGUUUCCUGCAACCCCCAAGCAAGAGGAAAACUCCACAGAGGGAUAGGGGUUGUGCCAUUACAGCUGUAGAGAUGGGCUUCAAUUUAAAACGGUGAUUUAGUUCAUCAGCUCAAGGAUUUACACCACUGUGGCACAGAACCUCACCUCGCCACGAGCGAGACAUGACCCCUGAAUUAGGGAAUAGGCACUGAGACUGGAUAAGACCAAGAGAGGACCCAGGAAAGCUCUCACUACACACCCGAGAAGAAAGAGAACACGCACAGUGGCUGCACAUACUCCCCACAGACCUCGAACAGCUCAGGGACCUGUUCAGUUGGGCCUGAGGGAGCAAGCCUAAUCUGUACCACCGUGCACUCUAAAUGGAAAGAGCUCAACAUACUGUGUUUAACACAUUGGACAUUUUACGUGGUCACCUGCCACACUGGAACCUUAGCUAGAGCUACUACAGGGGAGCAAGAGGCCGAGGCCCUGAUUUGGGGAGCUCCUUGCUAAGGCAUAGCUGUCGACACUUGGCCCCAGCUUGACCGCCCAGAAGCUUGUCCGUCUCUCCUCAGUUGGCCCUGAUUUGAACCAGAGGAGAAUGGAGCUGCUGUCAGCCUGCACAUUCAGGUAGACCCCUUCCUACUUUUUCUGGGCCCAUGCUGGGCCUGUGACAGAUGGCUGCCCUGCAUCCUUUCCCCAGCCAGGCUCGCCUCCUCCCCGUUGGCUGCAGAACUGGACAGACCUUUUCAGAAUAUGAGCCAACAAACAGGGAAGGAAUUUGAAGACCAAAAAUAGAUUUUACCUUCUCUCCCCGCUAGGCCCCCCACCCAUCAUUCUGCUUGAAUAGGGAACUUCAGGGCAGAAUGAGAAAAGUGAACUAGAUAUCAGAAUGGAGGACUAUGGAUCAAGAUCCCUGAGCUUUCUGAGGAGCCUUGUGUUUGUUUUGUAAGGCCCUGGGAUCAUGCAUACAGAGCCUGAAUCUUUUCUUGGGCAUUAUGAUCAGUCUGUCACUCCUCUGGGCACUCAAAAAACUCCAUAGCUCCAGAAUGCCAUGCUGUGAAAGAACUAGUUUCACAUCCCUGCCCCUAAGCAAGUAAAUUCUUGCUCAAGACUGAUGAUACUCUCUUCUCUUUUUAAAAAUCGUUGUAUAGGGAUGGACCCUGUAUAGCACAGUCUUCUUUAGUAUCCUAUAAUUGGAACCAGUUUUUAGCUUAGUGUUUUAAUACUUCUACAGCCAUUAUGUGUUUACCUCUGCCAGACCAAACUCUCUCCUUCAGUGUAAUUCUAGUUCAUCUCCUUUUGCUGAGUGCUUUUUUGGAUGGAGAGGCACAGAGAAAGAAAAGAAUCAAUCAAGUAUUGGUAGAUUGGCAUUACCAGGACAGAGCCACGAUAGUAACAAGAUUAUAUCAGGCACUUCCAGGACUCUAGGGAUGUGUGUGCAUUCCCAUAUCUCAGAGGAACGUCCUUCUAUGAGCUGUGUCUCCUGACAGCAGCAACUCCAGUCACUCCAGAAGUUCUGUCUUGACUACAGAGACUGCAAAAGCAUCCAUGGUUGAAGGGUAGGGAGACAGAAGUAAUUGGCUCAAGGUAAUUUGAUCCCCUCUUCAUGACUAUUUGCUGGCACCUUUCAUUCUCUGGCUUCUGUUGCCAAAACCAAGUCUGGACCAGUAGUUUUAUAAACACAGGAGUCCCAGGUAUAGCGGUGGUCGCCAUGGUACCCACGAUGUGCUCUAGUACAAAACGUUUGAUGAACAAUCAUAUUACCCAUGAGCAAUCAUAUUACCCAAGGAGGUCACCACCAUUGACGAAACCCAGUAGCCACCUGACUUAAAAAUGAAUGUCCUGGGUAUUCCGUCUCCAGAGUGAUCUGUCCUCUUCUGGCGAACUUGACAGUCAUCAGUUACCUAGACAACCCUGCCCCAUGUUGUCUUUUAAGUCAACUGUCGUCCUCUCACACACCCUUUACUAGUGUUUAAAAAAUGUAUCCUGUGUUCAAAUGCAUUUGGCAGCCAAGCUGAUCUGCUGGGUGCUGAACCACUUCUCUGUAAUUGUAGCAUCAGAAUGACAACAGCAGAGCAAGGAACCUUGUGCUGUCCUCCAGCACGCCUGAGACAAGACUCCAACAAGUAAUAAUUAGCCUUUCUCCUUUCGCCGCCUACAGUACUUGUCUAGCUAAAGAACUUCCCAAAGCACAGGGAGAGACCAUGUAGAGAAUCCAGGUGUCCUUCAGAGCCGCCAGUCCUUGCUAAAAUGUAGUCUCCCCAUGGAAGCCCUUGUGUUCUUGGGGGGCAAAGGUAUUGGAUGUGCAGUAGUGCCGGAAGCAGAGAGAAAGAGAAAGGUGAACCAUAUUGAAGAACUUAGGAUUAUUUUUACAAGAAAGAAAUAUAGUUGGUAAUAGGGAAAAACACAUCACAGAGAAAGUGCGCAACUAAUUUUUACAAAAGUUUUCCAGGACACUACAAGAUGGGAACAUCUUUCAAGGUGGGAUACUGUAGGGAGUGAAAGCGUGGCAUGGUCCCAGACUCCUAGAAGAAGAGCAGUUAGUAUUAUAUGAAAAUUCUCUUGAGCCCAGUCAGAACCAGAGUACUGAUAAUCAAAAUGUCACAUUUACCCAGAGAGGUCCUGGAGAGGUCAAGGUGUUCUCUAUCCAUUUCUACAAAGUUGUCCCGACAGACACCUACGGGCAGCUGCCUUGGGUAUCCAGCUGCCAGGGUCAACCUUGUGCCUGUGAAAUGAGGUUCAUCUGUUGAUUCUAAAGCAUCUGUGUAUCAGUACGUGUUUGUGUAUGUGUACAUAAAGCACACAUCUACAAAGGCGAAGAUACAGACUCUUCUCUGGAGAUGCACACAAGCCGGCAUUUGCUGAACCUUUGCAGCCUUUAAGAGUUAGAAGUUGGGAAUUAGAGAAACGGCAGGCUAUUGACUAUCAAAAGGACAAAAGAUGUAAAUUAAGUGCCAUUUUAAAACUUUGUAUUUAUCAAAUGGUUACUAUGGACAGCUAUAUUCCUCAGUCAUGUAUUAAAAGUCGUGUUGAAAAACAGAUCAGACACCUAAACCUGUAGUAGCUAAUACUAGGCUAGCGCUCACAAGCACUCUAAAAGACAUUUUGUCCAUAUUUUGGAGAAGAAACUAUUUGCAUGUUUAACUCCUAAUUUAGGCUACCUUUGAGUAUACUGCAAAGUGCUGUGUGAUAUAAUAUCAAUAAAGUACGUAAAAAUGGCACUUUAAAUUUUUUUAAAACCAUAAAUAAUGCACUGUUUUAAACUUCAGUUCAGUAUUGAAUAUUGACUGGUGUAUAAAAUCCAAUUCCGUAAUUAAAAAGUAAUUUGUGACUAGACUAGAACUUGUUCCCUGUCAUUAGUAAUAAUAGUCUUGCCGUGUUGAGGCUUUUUGAACAAUGUGCUUUUGCAUCACUAAGCCUAUCUUUAAAGACAAUACAGUUUCUGUCGAGUGGCCUCUGAAACUUGGCUUUCUUUCAUUUGCUUGGUUUAUGUGACAAUCCUUAUGAAACGAGCGGAAGUAUGAUUUUUGAAUUAAAUGACUUUUCCAUUUGGUGGCA
This is a messenger RNA of Hyaena hyaena (striped hyena), 8616 nucleotides long. RefSeq names its product Rho GTPase activating protein 26 (gene ARHGAP26). Gene Ontology annotation, cellular component: cytoplasm. The record is from RefSeq and is a predicted model, not a curated record. The coding region runs from base 318 to 2765 and encodes 815 amino acids. The transcript is spliced from 23 exons. Gene Ontology annotation, biological process: signal transduction. Gene Ontology annotation, molecular function: GTPase activator activity; protein binding. Lineage: Eukaryota; Metazoa; Chordata; Mammalia; Carnivora; Hyaenidae.